AUGGCAGCAGCUGGUGGAAGGGCAAGUAGAAGCUUGAAGAAAGCAGUGGUGAAGCGCCCAGCUUAUGCAUCACUGGGGAGUGUUGUUAAUGCCCAAAUCAAAGCCAAGCUGACACCUUCCUCUAAGUGUAACUUGGGUAAAUUUCUCGGGAUUCCUGAACCUCCUACCUCUGAUACCUCCAAACUGAUCUCCAUGUUCAUCAAGCUCAACAAUCUUAAGAACCCUGGCAGCAUGAAGAAGGAUUCUCUUUCGGAGGAGAAGUUAAGGUCCAUGUUGGAAGGCAAAGAGAGAGUUGGAAUGGCAGAAAUUGCCAAAUUGCUUGCCCAGCAAUAUCCUAAACCUGUUUAUGUUGACAUUCUUGGCCCUGGCAUGUUUAUUGCAUAUAUGCUUUGUGCUGUUACCAGAUAUGGGGUACAUUUUUCCUAUCUGGCUCUUGAGGAGCCUAGUCUUAUCCAUUUCUUCCUUAUCACGGCAUUUGGGAUUGAGGCUUGCUUGUUGUCGUCCCUUAUCAUGGUGAGGCCUCUGGAGCAGUGGCUAGCUGCAAAUGCUAACUCAUGA
Messenger RNA from Dovyalis caffra, 558 nucleotides. The record is from the annotation of a GenBank genome assembly. NCBI's taxonomy places the organism in Eukaryota, Viridiplantae, Streptophyta, Magnoliopsida, Malpighiales, Salicaceae.